AUGAUGGAAGACCAGGGAUUAGAACGAACGGUCGACCUGGCGCGUUACCCCCUCGCCAGCCGAACCUUCCGCGAGAGGUGCCGCCUCGAGCUCGACCACGAAGGGGCGCUCGUUUUACCGGGCUUCAUGCUUGCACCCGCGGUAAACGACGCGCUAUCCCAAUCUCUGGCGCGUGAGGGCGACGCCUUCUUCUGCACCAAGUCCCACAACGUCUUCCUUCUAAGUCCCGACCCGGACCUGCACAGCGAACACCCGAGGAACCGCGAGGUUUCGUCGUCCAAAGGGAUCCUCGCCGACGAUCAGAUUGACCCUCGGUCGCCGCUCAGGGCUCUGUACGAUGCGCCCACGUUUCGCGAUUUCCUGCGCUCGGUGACUGGCGCGAACGGCGCGCUCCAUCCGUACGCGGACUCGCUCGCCAGCGUCAACGUCCACGUCCAGCGCGCGGGCCAGGAGCUGGGAUGGCACUUCGACAACUCAUCCUUCGCGGCGACUGUCAUGCUUCGGCCCGCGACGAUAGGCGGUUUGUUCCAGUACAGCCCCGGGACGAACCGAGACGCGGCGGACGAACGCGGGGUGAUGGAGGCGGUGACGAGGUGCCUCGACGGCGACGCUCCGGUCAGGACGCUGACGCCGGGACCGGGAGAUCUCACGAUAUUCCGCGGGAGGAGAGCCCUGCACAGGGUCACGCCCACCGGCGAUCUGUCCGUGGCGAGGAUAAUCGCCGUGUUAGCUUACAACGAGGAGCCCGACCGGCGGCUGUCGUCCACCGCGAGGAUGACCUUCUUCGGGAGGCUCGAGUGA
Micromonas commoda is the source of this 801-nucleotide messenger RNA. RefSeq lists its product with no specific name. Lineage: Eukaryota; Viridiplantae; Chlorophyta; Mamiellophyceae; Mamiellales; Mamiellaceae. The transcript has a single exon. The coding region runs from base 1 to 801 and encodes 266 amino acids. The record is from RefSeq and is a predicted model, not a curated record.